Molecule: messenger RNA, 2410 nt
Organism: Oreochromis aureus
Lineage: Eukaryota; Metazoa; Chordata; Actinopteri; Cichliformes; Cichlidae
Product: perforin-1-like
Exons: 6
Coding region: 103-1866 (587 amino acids)
Biological process (GO): leukocyte mediated cytotoxicity
Molecular function (GO): pore-forming activity; calcium ion binding
Source: RefSeq, a predicted model, not a curated record
UUGUGACUCUUAUACAUUAGGCACUGGUAUUCCUGCUAACUGCUAUCAGUUUCACAGUUGCACUGUGAACCAUCAAGCUGAAGAAUCCACAUCAGCAGCAACAUGUUUCAGGUGAACAUCUGGAUCUGUGCUGGCCUCCUGCUGUCCCUCCCUCACUGCACGUUUCAGUCGUGCACAGAUGGGACACCGAAACAGUGCGCCGAUGCAGAAUUUGCUCCGGGCAUCAAUUUGGCCGGGGAAGGCUUCGACAUCACCAAAAUGGAACGUAAAGGGGCCUUCGUGCUCAACAUGAAUCAGUGGAAACGCAAAGAUAAAACAUGCAUGCUGUGUACCAACCCUUAUCUUGAGAACAUAAAGCAAAAGCUACCCCUGACAGUGGUGGACUGGAGGGCAAAGCAGUCCUGCAGCGCAAAAGUUUCCACCAAACUUCACAAAUCCAGCGAGUCUCUUGUCAGUUCCAGCGUUUCCUCUGUUGAAAACAACUGGAAGACCGAUCUAGAAGUUGAAAUAAAUGACAAAGGUGCCUCUGUUAUGCUAGCUGGUACCAAUUCUAAACUGGCAGAGUACUCCAUGGAGAAAACAAAGAGUGACAAAUUCAGCUUCACUAGCCAGAGCGUGUCGUGUGAGUACUACAGCUACCGAGUGUCAAAUACUCCAAAGCUGCACACAGAAUUUCGGAAAGCAGUGAAAGAUCUUCCCAAAUAUUACGCCCCAGAAUUCAAACAACGAUUUUACAAACUGAUUGACAACUUCGGUACCCAUUACAUCACAAAGGUAAAGCUCGGAGGAAGUAUUGACUCCGUGACCAGCAUCAAGCAGUGUCAGGCCAGCCUGCAGGGACUCAGCUUGGAGGAGGUGGAGCUGUGUCUGGAAGCUGAGGCAUCUGCGAGCAUUAAAGCCACAAUAAAAGCCGAAACAAAACACUGCCAGAAAGCUUCAGACAAGUUGGAAAAUAAGAACUCUUUCUCCGACCUCUUCAACGACAGGUUUACAGAUAUAAAAGGUGGGCAUACCACAGACCCAGACCUUCUCUUCUCUGCAGACAAAAAUCCAGCUGCCUACAAGGAAUGGCUGGAAACCCUACCAAAAAAUCCAGAUAUUAUUUCAUACUCCUUAAAUUCCCUUCAUGAGUUGCUUCCUACCACAUCCAAAGCCCGGAAAAACCUGCGCUCUGCCAUUAGCCAUUACAUCCUGGAGAAAGGCCUGUGGAGAAACUGCAGUGCUCGCUGUCAGGCUGGGAUUAAGAGUGACACGAGGGAUUCCUGCGUCUGCCAGUGCCACAAUGACCCCGCCGUGACCCAAGACUGCUGCCCAGCUCGUAAAGGAAUGGCACGGGUCAUCAUAACAGUAAAGCGGGCCUCUGAUCUGUGGGGGGACCACACCACAGGUACAGAUGGUUAUGUGAAGGUGCAUUUUGCUGGAACAAUUGCUCAACGUACUCCUGUCAUUUAUAACAACAACAACCCACACUGGGACGCGGUCGUCGACCUGGGCACGCAGGAUGUCUCAUCAAUUACCAAAUUCAGACUUGAAGUCUGGGACGAGGACAACAAGUGGGACGAUGACCUGUUGGGAGAAUGUGAGCCACUUCUGACUUCUGGAGUUACAACCGAUCUCUGUCCUCUGCAGCACGGCCAGCUGUUCUACAAAGUGGAAGUGCAAUGUGCUCCGAGUCUGACUGGGAAGUCAUGCACGGAAUAUAAACCCACUCCUAUUAAUCCAAGUCUGAAGAAGCUGUAUGUGUCCCGCAACGCUCAUCCUAUUCCACCGGCCAUCCUGUCAAAAAUGGGCGUGUUUGUGGACAAAUCAAGCUCAUGGAAAAACCAGAGUUUUACUCGCAAGAGCUUCAAGUAUGGCAUAAAAUAACACGCACUUACGAAUUUGGACCGAAAACAGAUCUCAGGAUUCACUUGAAAACCUAACCAGAAGAGCCUCGACUUCGACGUGAAGGAUUCGUUCUUUGCUUUCAUCUUGCAAUUUCUAGACUAUACCUUGUCCAUCACUAAUAUUCCUCCAUAUAGGAUCAUUUGUGCAAUGUUUUAAUGUUCUAGAUGUCAGAAAACUGGAUUAAUAUAUUCAAAUAUAUUUAAUAAAUAUUUUGAUGUUUAUGGAUGUAUGCAUUUGUAUCCCAUAAAGCCAGUUAGAUAUGAAGACAUUAUGUAGCCAUGUCUGUUGUAAAUCAUAUAAAAGUUUCUGCUAAUCCGGCUCAACCUUAAUUUAUAAUUUUAUUAUUCCUCAUUAAUAAUGAUUUUAUCUACAUAUUCAUUAGCAGAAUGAAUUUUACUGCAUUCAUUUUGCAGCAGUUUAUGUGUCAGUUCAAGUAUUUGCACUAUGUUCCAAUAUACCAUAUGUAUUUUAUUCUCACUAUAAAUGCAGCUUUAUUAUGCACAAUAAAUAUAUAAUAUCUGAA